Molecule: messenger RNA, 1447 nt
Organism: Camponotus floridanus (Florida carpenter ant)
Lineage: Eukaryota; Metazoa; Arthropoda; Insecta; Hymenoptera; Formicidae
Product: putative transferase CAF17 homolog, mitochondrial
Exons: 2
Coding region: 202-1329 (375 amino acids)
Cellular component (GO): mitochondrial matrix
Molecular function (GO): protein binding
Source: RefSeq, a predicted model, not a curated record
UCUUAUAUUAAUAAAAACAGUCGAUAAUGUCAUUCUUCAAUACGGGCACCAUAACCUUGGAAUUGUUGAUCAGCUGAUUUAUACUUCAAAAAGGCGAAUGGAAUUUUCAAAUUGUCAAAUCAUAUUGGAAUAUAUGCGAUCAUACUUGGAAUAUACGUGAUCAAAAAUUGCUAUAUAAAUAAAAUAAAAGAUUAAAAAUUCAUGUCUGCCACGAUGACCACUUGCGUUAAUCGCUUUGCUUUCCACAUGUGCAAGCGCAAUAAAGGGAUCGGUAGCUAUCAAAGUUGUGCAAUUAGACACAAUUCCAAUCAAGUUGGCGGCAAGAUACUAGAACGUUUGAACGAUAGAAGCAUAUUGCGUGUAAGCGGAAACGAGGCCUCCACUUUCCUACAGGGAUUAAUCACAAACGAUAUGAAGCAUCUCGUGGAGGGAACAUCUAAUAUUUACACUUUGUUUUUAAACAUUAGAGGCAGAGUAAUGUACGAUGCCAUAGUGUAUAAGACCGAAGAAAGUAAUAUGUAUUAUAUAGAAUGCGACCUGCAAGUUGUUGAAUCUUUACAGAGACACUUGCAAAUGUAUCGUAUAAGACGAAAAGUAGAUAUAAAACACAUAGGCGAUAAAAUCAAUGUCUGGUCAAUGUUUGAUUCGACUAAACGCUAUGAUAAUAGACCCGCAGUGGAUGAAAAUGGAAAGCGUCAAUUGGAAGGAAUGAUAUUUCCAUGUGGCACGCUAAAUAGUAAAGCCAGCAAGUUCAUCGACAAUAUUAUGAUAUACGAAGAUCCAAGAUUGCCCGAUUUAGGUCUCAGGAUUUUAGCCGAAUCGCAGAUCGACAAACGUGAAAUAACAAAACAUUUAGAUUCCGAUGUAUUUUUAUCUGAGAAUGUCGCGAACUACAAAGCAUUUCGUUAUAAAUUGGGAAUAGGAGAAGGUGUACAUGAUCUACCACCAGGAAAGGCACUGCCUUUGGAGAUCAAUUGUGACUAUUUGCACGGCGUUAGUUUUCACAAAGGUUGUUAUGUCGGUCAGGAAUUAACUGCGCGGACAUAUCAUACAGGCGUGGUCAGAAAGCGCUUGAUGCCCUUAAUGUUUGAUAGUAUCGUGGACAAACCGCUCGCAUAUGACGAGAAGAUUCUCGAUGAAUCGGACAAUGUGGUAGGAAAAUUUCGGGGAUAUAUCGAUAAAUAUGGAUUAGGUUUAAUGCGGAUUAAUGAAUCCCUCAGUGCUCGGCGGCUUAAUGUAUUGGGUAUAAAUUUAAAAGUUGUCAAACCCACGUGGUGGCCUCAAGAAAUUCAGAAAACAGAAACAGUUUCUGCUAAAGAUACAAAGUAGCUAUUCAGUAUCUAGUUGACAUUGUAUAAUAUAUUAAUAAAUUGAUAAUCGAUAUUGAUAGAAAAUUGUGAUAUAUGUACGUGAUAUGUAAAAAUUCUAUGCGCAUAAAAUAAAUUUG